Ziziphus jujuba (common jujube) is the source of this 1745-nucleotide messenger RNA. Its product is annotated as probable aminotransferase ACS12. Gene Ontology annotation, molecular function: aromatic-amino-acid:2-oxoglutarate transaminase activity; pyridoxal phosphate binding; L-aspartate:2-oxoglutarate transaminase activity. The transcript has 4 exons. The record is from RefSeq and is a predicted model, not a curated record. Lineage: Eukaryota; Viridiplantae; Streptophyta; Magnoliopsida; Rosales; Rhamnaceae. Gene Ontology annotation, biological process: biosynthetic process; amino acid metabolic process. The coding region runs from base 174 to 1697 and encodes 507 amino acids.
ACAGACCACUCACCGGUCCCCGUCCCCACCCGGUCUCACUUCCUCUAACGACCAACCAAGCCCCAUUCGGCUGAGUGACUCGGACUCCACAUUCUGUCGGGUCAACCCGCGCCCGUGACCUAAGUCCACUCAAAAACCCAAUCGGAACCCGAAAUUCCGCCGAAGCCACAGCCAUGAGGCUCGUAGUCCCUCUUCAAGGCGUGGUCCAGGGUAGAGGAGGCCUCAUCUUGGGCUCUCUCAUUCCCUGUGCUCUUUACUACUUCCUCCAAAUCUACCUCAAACGACGCCGUCCUUCCAACUCCUCCUCGAACCCUCCGACCCCGUCCAAUUCCUCGUCGAACCUCGUCGAGCUCCAAGGAUCGUCGUCGCGGUCCAAUUUGACCAGCCGUGCAUCCAAAGGCGCGGUCCAGUUAUCUUCUCGGGGGGCUUUCUUUGCGAAGCCGAGCGAUUCGCCGUAUUAUGUAGGGUUGGAAAAGGUUGCGAAUGAUCAAUACGAUAGGUUAAAGAAUCCAGAUGGAAUUAUUCAGCUCGGUUUAUCGGAGAACAGGCUUUGUUUUGAUUUGAUUGAGAAAUGGGUUUCUAAGAAUGUGACCAACUCAAUACUUGGAAUUGAUGGUGGCAAUUUGAAUAUUAGCGGCAUUGCUUCGUACCAGCCGUUUGAUGGAUUGAUUCACCUAAAGCUGGCUAUGGCGAAUUUCAUGUCUAGGGUGGUCAUGGGAGGAUCUGUGUCGGUUGACCCAUCACAAAUAGUAUUGACAUCUGGUGCAACUCCAGCAGUUGAGAUUUUAAGCUUUUGCUUAGCAGACCAGGGAAAUGCAUUUCUCAUUCCAACACCUUAUUAUCCUGGUUUUGAUAGGGAUGUUAAAUGGCGGCCAGGAGUGGAGCUAUUACCCGUCCAUUGUCAUAGCGCAGACAACUUUGCUCUAAACAUCACUGCUCUUGACCAAGAAUUCACUCGGGCAAAAAAACGAGGAUUAAAAGUGCGUGGGGUUCUCAUUUCUAACCCUGCAAAUCCUGUUGGCAAUCUACUGCCCAGGGAAACAAUCUGCAGUAUUUUAGAUUUUGCCCAAGAGAAGAACAUACAUGUUAUUUCUGAUGAAAUAUUUGCUGGGUCUGUGUAUGGGAGUGAGGAGUUUGUGAGCGUGGCUGAAAUUAUUGAGGCAGAGGAUUAUGACAAGAACAGGGUUCAUAUAAUAUAUGGCCUGUCGAAAGACCUCUCUCUUCCUGGGUUUAGGGUUGGGGUUAUAUACUCACAUAAUGAAAAAGUUUUAGCUGCUGCUAAAAAGUUGACUAGAUUUUCUUCAAUUUCUGCACCAACCCAGCAGCUUAUAAUACCAAUGCUUCAAGAUACAAAAUUUGUUGAUGAAUAUAUAGAGACCAGCAAAAGGAGGAUAGAGCAUAUGUAUGAUUUAUUUGUGGCAGGUAUGAAUCAAUUAGGAAUCAAGUGUGCAAAGAGCAGUGCCGGUUUUUACUGUUGGGCUGAUAUGAGCAGGUUAAUUCCAUCUGACAGUGAGAAAGGGGAACUUGAGUUAUUUGAGAAGCUGUUGAAUGUUGCUAAGAUCAAUGUAACUCCUGGGUCAGCUUGCCACUGCAUAAAACCAGGAUGGUUCCGAUGUUGUUUUACUACAUUAACUGAAGAGGAUAUUCCUAUAGUUCUAGAGCGGAUUAGAAGAGUAGCUGAAACCAGUGAAUCCUAGAACUGAAUUACUUUUAUUUUUAUGUUUAUUUAUUUACUUGUUUUUUCC